This is a messenger RNA of Angiostrongylus costaricensis, 864 nucleotides long. Lineage: Eukaryota; Metazoa; Nematoda; Chromadorea; Rhabditida; Metastrongylidae. The record is from the annotation of a GenBank genome assembly.
GUGCAUCAGAGCUGUUCUGAUAGAUGUUCUCUCUUCCGUGCCGUGAUGAACUUCUUCUCCGUGGUUGUGGCUAUCGCACUCUUCGGGACGUUGUUUAUGGUCCAUGUUGGCCUUCAUAGGAAAAACAUCUGUCAUAUGACCUAUAUGUGGCGUUUUAUCAACUUGGUGGUAAGUGCUUUAUGUGCAGCUCUCGAAAAAGUCAAGAAAUGCAAGUUCAUUUGUCACAGCCAGUUGAAUCAACUGGGUUUCAGGUCCAUUUCCCCGAACGACAUCCCUGUGUUGUUUGUGCCCGGAAGUGGUGGAUCGGCAAAACAGGUGCGUUCGGUGGCUUCUAUAUUGAUGAACAAAACCGAGAUGACAUCGGCACCGUUUCGAAUGCAUUUCUAUGCCGCUGACUUCGAUGAGGAGCUUUCGUUUCUUAGUGGUGCAGUCUUAUAUCGGCAACGGGACUUCGUAAUGAAAGCGAUGUCAGUGCUACAUAAAAUGUAUUCUCGUAAGAUUGUUUUGAUUGGCCAUUCAUUUGGCGGAACUGUUCUUUAUGCGCUGCCUGCUCAUGUUGAUUUCGAUCUGAUGGUUACUUUCUACGAAUCGAUGAAAGAAGCUUGGCAGUCUCGUCGUGGGGCUUUACGUCACGUUGUCGUGGUGUCUUAUAGUGGUGGUUCGAAGGACUUUCAAGUACCCGAUCUUUGUGAUUGGUGGUUUACUGUUUAUGCUUAUGAAAUCUUGCGUAACCACGUUGUCCAUAUUCCUUCAUGGUCGAUACCUGGAGUAGACACUUCAGUGGAUCACUUGUGUAUAUUAUGGUGUAAUCAGUUGAUAAGGUAUGGUAUGUUUAUCUUAUGUAAAACAUUUUUUUUUACAUGA